GGCGCGACCUUGUUCGCCACUAGCUUUGAACGUAGUUCAACUCUUCCAAACUCGUGGCGCUGUCGAACAUUAUGACGUCAUUUGUUUACAAACACGUAGAGGUCUAUUGGACGCCGAAAACGAAAUCGCGUACGUUCGCUACGGAAGGUUGGUGAUACCGCGCGUUUCUGGACAUACUUUUCGUGUUUUCGCUGGGUUAUCCGGACAAGGAUUGAAGGUGCUUGUCUGGCACAUAAACAUACCCGUCUAAACGCCUGACAGCACUCCAGCAUGGAUGAAGCCGACGAUUCUAACGAUGUUGUCGAAGUGAUACUGCCCCUCUCAAGCAUUAACCAUUUUGUCGGCAGUACAUGCGAUUCUUCGCGGUGUCUCCUGGAAGGGGAGAAUGUAUUUGAAGCAAAGCACGUUGUAGAAUGCGGGCUCACAAGUUGGGUGAACCCGUACACAUUCCUGGCAUAUGUCCUUCCGACGUCAAAUUUGGCGGGGGAUCCUCAUAAGGUCACCUUCACUAUCAAAGAAAGGCAUGUAGAGAAUGCAUCCUGUUCCUGCAAAGCAGGCGCUCACAAAUGCAAGCACAUAGUUGCUGCAUUGCUGCGAGUCAACACUGAAAGAAAAUUCAGCAAAUUGUCAAAGACUGAUGUUGAGCAAGCUUGGGGGAAGCAAAGCAGUGCAAAAGCAAGAACGCUGUAUGUUCCAAGGCGAGCUGUAGAGCUGCCUUGUGCAAAACAAUAUCCAAAGACAAGCAUACCACUCCCUAAAGGCAACAUUUUACAGAGGCUUCUAAAAGGUGUGAAGUACCUGUGUGCUGCAAAGGUUCAUCUCAAAGGUGAAAGUAAUCGUACAUAUGUGCCUGCACACAUCCAACCUGAAGUGACAACUGUGUCAGAAGACCCCUCUACGAAGGUACAAGACCCCCAACCACCUACGCUUCAAGAAACCAUAAGGACCCUCACAUGCCUUCACCCCGACUACUCAGUGGAAGAAAUUUACAGAAAAAUAGAAGAGAUGUACGCUGUAGAUGACUUCAAAAAAAUUGAAGAGAUUACCCGGGCACAGAGUAAAUCCGAAGCAUGGAAGAGCUACAGAGUAGGAAUGAUUACUGGCUCUGUAGGAUACAACGUGUUUACAAGAGUAAAGACUAUCCUGACAAGAAUUGGUGAACACAAUGUAGCUCCAACAGUCAGCCUACUGAUGCGACAAAAAAGUGCAGUGACAGGACCUAUGGCUAGAGGAAGUGCACUUGAAGAGGAAGCAAAGGUGGCAUUUAUCAGAGUGAACAGUACGAUGCACAAAAGCUUGAGCAUUAACAGUUGUGGCCUAUUUGUCAUGAAAAGUCAUCCCUACAUUGGAGCCAGCCCUGAUGGCAUCAUAACAUGCAGUUGUUGCCCACCACGGCUAAUCGAAAUCAAGUGCCCCCUAGAAAUUUCAGAGUUUACAAAACGUGAACUGACAUCGAACAAUGAACACUACCAAUUUAAAGCAACCAGCAAGUACAACUGUCAAGUGCAAUUGCAAAUGAACAUUGCAGGACUUUCGAGUACAGAGAUUUUUAUCUACAAGAGUGCAGAAGAAUAUGUGCAGUUUACAGUUACUGUUGACAGUGUAUACUUUCAGGAGUGUGUGAAUAGGUUUUCAUAUUUCUUCCGGUGUUACGUUUUGCCAUUUAUUUUGGGGAGCCCAGAACUCACUGCAACAUGCAAGAAACCUGUAGAUUUUAGCAGAGGACUGCCCCAGGGCCUGUUGCAUGAUUUUCUCACUUUUAAGUAAUAAUAAACAAAGCUAUCUGCCAAGUGCAUGCUUUGUGUAUAGACUGCCAUGAUGCAAGUUCAAAAGGGUUUCCUAGAUAAAAUGAAAGCUCUUGGUAGUAGCAAACUAAAAAAUAUUUUACACUGAUCACAAAGGGACAUUCCAGAACCUUUUAUUACUCAAGCAAACAUGCGUGACAUUCACAAAGCAUCCCGUAAUACAUCAUCUUGCGCCUGAAUCAGCUUCUCGAAACAAAAACUUGUCUUCACUGAACAAAGGCCAUGACAGAUUAGCAAUGCCAGCUGUUAUCAUAACAAUGUCAUCUAGGAAUGGCAACAAGUCUAUUUGGAACUUGUGCUCCAAGAUCUUGAAUAGCUUGACCCUCUGAAUAGCCCUUUCCACAUGCACACGUGCACUUGCUAUUGACUGAUUUCUGACUGCUUCUUCAUUACUGAAUUGCUUUCGCUUUUUUAAGGUAGGAUGGCCUGAUUACCUUUAUGUGUUUCUCAUCUCAAAGCCUGUCAAUUAAAAAACUUUCGUCAACCAUUACGCUAUCAGCGAAUGGUUCACACAAA
This is a messenger RNA of Ornithodoros turicata, 2321 nucleotides long. RefSeq lists its product as uncharacterized. Gene Ontology annotation, molecular function: zinc ion binding. The coding region runs from base 271 to 1767 and encodes 498 amino acids. The record is from RefSeq and is a predicted model, not a curated record. The transcript has 4 exons. Lineage: Eukaryota; Metazoa; Arthropoda; Arachnida; Ixodida; Argasidae.